Molecule: messenger RNA, 1290 nt
Organism: Cannabis sativa
Lineage: Eukaryota; Viridiplantae; Streptophyta; Magnoliopsida; Rosales; Cannabaceae
Product: F-box protein At3g07870-like
Exons: 1
Coding region: 1-1290 (429 amino acids)
Molecular function (GO): protein binding
Source: RefSeq, a predicted model, not a curated record
AUGGAUCAAUUAUCUGAGGACGUAAUUGUUAAGAUUUUCUCCAAUUUAAAGGCCAAAACCAUUCUUACAAAUUUAAGGUUGGUAUGCAAACAAUGGCGUCAAAUCAUCGAUGAAAGCUAUUAUGGAGUCCAAUUAGCAGAGAAUCUCUUAAAUAAAGGUGUUGAUGAACAAGACCCUUUACUAUUACUUCUCACCCAAAACCCUAACAACAACAACAACAACAAUGAUGCCUCCACAGUUUGGGAUGAAGUAAAUAAAAGAAGAAGGAUUAACGCCAUCAUUAAUAACAUCAAUAACCUUAACAUGGUUUCAAACGAUGGAAUAUCCAAAGAAAAGGUGUUGGAGAUUAAUUUUAACCAAUUUCCAUGGCCCGAAGAGGAAGAGGAAGACGAAGAAGAAGAAGUCUCCUUGGAGAGUUCUUUGCAUGGCAUUCUUUGCUUCACAAAAAAAACUAAGACUAAACCCUAUUUGGCUAACCCUUCAAGGAAAGAGUUUCUAGAAUUACCAUCUAUAACUCCUUCCAAAGUUCGUUAUUGUUCUUACGGAUUAGGGUUUGAUAAAUCAUCUAGAAACUACAAAGUUGUGAGUGUUUUUCUCAAUUCUUCUAAUGAUAAAAUUGAAGCUAUGAUCUACACACUUCAUUUACGUGAUCAUGAUAAGAAAAAAUCAUCAUCAUCAUCAUCAUCAUCAUGGAAUAUGAUCACCAAAUCACAACCUCAAUGUCUUCCAAUACCAAUGCCAAAGUGUGUUAAUGGAGUUAUUUAUUGGAUUGGUUUGCGUCAAUUUGAUAAUACUAAGCCUUACACUUACAACAGUCCUCUUAACCUUUGUAAGAUCAUGGCUUUUGAUAUAGAGAAAGAGAAGUUUGGAUUGGUUUCUUUGCCAAUAACUAAUAUUGAUUCUUUUGAAUUGGCUCAUCUUAAUAAUGGGGUUCUUAGUUUGGUGGAUUCUUCGGAUAAGACUCCUAAUCAUCGCGUUGAGAUAUGGAAUUUGAAGGAUUAUGAGAAAGAAUAUUGGAUUAAAAUGUAUAAAUUAGAAUGGAUCAAAUUAGCACCACUUGAUCAAUCUCCUUUCUUUGCUAAUCCAUUAAGAGUUGUGGGGCCAUGGGAGAAUGGUCAAAUAUUACUAUGUUAUGUCUCAAAGUGUUUUAUGACUUAUGAUCCAAACACUGAUACAUUUGAAAAACUAAGUUUUCCAGAUUUACUUAGUAAUGAAUUAGUGAACCAAUAUCAUACCUACUUUCCAACACUGCUUUCUCUCUCUUGGUUCAAUCAACAUCAUCAACACUAG